CGGCCAAGUAAACAGAUCUAACAUCACUCAAUCUCGUCGUUGCAGCCUUGGAACAAGCUUUUUAUGUUGUGAUGGAUCGCAGCAGAUCGCCGGACAGACCUGGAAGGGAGAAGAAACUGGAGAAAAAGAGGAAGAGGGCACGAUCGUCCUCUUCUUCCUCCUCCUCUUCAUCGUCUUCCUCCUCCAGCAGCAGGAGUCGGAGCAGAUCAUCCCGAAAGAAAACUUCACACAGGAGCAGUCGAGAUGAGAAAACACAAAAAAAGAAGCACAGGAGACGCUCCUCUUCCUCAUCAUCUUCCUCUUCUUCAUCAUCUGCCUCCUCGUCCUCUUCCUCAUCUUCAUCGUCAUCCGGUGACGAGAAGGCGAAGAAGAAGAAAAGCAAAGGCAAGAAAAAGAAGCUGAAGAAGAGCAAGGCGAAGCUGAAGAAGCAGAGGAAGAAAGAGAAGAAGAUGAAGAAGAAGUUAAAGAAGAAGGAGAAGAAGGAGCAGAAGAAAAAGAAGCAAUCUGAAGCUCUGCCGUGCACGAGCCCGGUGGAGAAACCAGUGUCUUUUCUGGAGGUGUGGCAGAGCGAGGAGGGGGCGGUGGAGCUGGGGCCAGUUAUGACAGAUGAGCAGAAGGCUCGGCUCUCUACGAAGAGACCUCUCACCAAGGAGGAGUACGACGCCCGGCAGAGCGUGAUCCGCAGGGUGGUGGAUCCCGAAACGGGACGCACCAGACUGGUGCGAGGCGAGGGGGAGAUCAUUGAGGAAAUCGUCAGCCGAGAGAAACACAAAGACAUCAACAAGCAAGCCACUAAAGGAGACGGAAAUGCCUUCCAGAGAAAACUGGGCAUCAACAGAUAGAGAAUCUCUUCUUCACGGCAUCAUUUCUUCAUUAAGAUCUUCUCAGGCCGGCUCAAACUGCGAAAAACAUCCCUAACGUCGAUAAAAAUGUGCUGUCUUAGUGAAACCAGAGGUUGCAUUGACUGAGGGUGGAAUUAAGAUCCACUCUGCUGGUCAAAACUUUAGCGCAGCCUCUGGACGGCACCACUGUGGUCCGAAUGUACCAACAGGGGUUUUUAGGUUCGAGUUGAUCGCAAACGAGAGGGAAAUGAGAAAAAUUUCAAUGUGUUCAGUUAAAGCGUGACGGGAGCAGCAUGACGACAUCUGCUGCAAUAUGCACAUGAAAAUCAGUGUUUACAUUGAUUCAUGCAUUGUUACUGUCAAUUUUUGUAAGGAGAUUUCAGAGUGUUGGUGGAACCUGAAGAACUUUGGUUCGUCAAACGUGUGUUUCAUAAUGUUUACUUCACUGAAAACAAAGACUGAGUCUGACUGUGUGCUCCCUGCAUUCAGUUCUCCCACUUAUAGAUGUUAUUAAAAUAAAGUCUCUCUUCAUUGCCAAUGUAUUUGUCAUUGUCCAUUUCCUGAAGAUGUUUGUUUCCUUGUGAAUCCUUCUCAGUUGCUGUUCCUCGAGUGCGGAAAGAAAAAAGUUCAACAUCACCCAGUUGUUCUUUAUAUGUUCUUUAUACACUGUACAUAAAAACACAAGGGAAUGGAUAAAAUGAACUUAUCCAAAACCUACAAGAUACACACCCUGUACAGUUAAAAUAUUUUCCAAGCAUGAUUUACCAUUUGAUGUUUUAUGUACACAGCUUGUGAAUGCUCACACGGUGGCGGCAUUGCAUUAACCCGGGGGGGGGGGGGGGGAACUGAUGAGAUAUUCUU
Molecule: messenger RNA, 1703 nt
Organism: Salarias fasciatus (jewelled blenny)
Lineage: Eukaryota; Metazoa; Chordata; Actinopteri; Blenniiformes; Blenniidae
Gene: arl6ip4
Product: ADP-ribosylation factor-like 6 interacting protein 4
Exons: 5
Coding region: 72-842 (256 amino acids)
Source: RefSeq, a predicted model, not a curated record